Messenger RNA from Acanthoscelides obtectus, 471 nucleotides. The record is from the annotation of a GenBank genome assembly. NCBI's taxonomy places the organism in Eukaryota, Metazoa, Arthropoda, Insecta, Coleoptera, Chrysomelidae.
AUGUCAGAAUAUAUAAAAGCGCCCAACAAAAGAAAAGGAAAUAUCGGGUUAUUAUCGGCAUUAAAGAAAGUUCACGGAUGCCCCUCGUAUGUGCGACGUACUCGCGAGGCCGCAGCGCUCGUAAUUCAUCGGCCCUCUUCGGUAGCGGUCGGGUUUCUAGUGUGUCGCGAUACUCCAUAUACGAGUCAGGCAGCUGCUACGGAGAGUAAAAGAUUGUGCCAAAACCAGCUAAACACGCCAAUUAAAGUCAGAGAUGUUGUGUUAGCGUGACUUGACGGUUUGUUUUUCUUUGAUGAACACUCGUCAUGGUUAUAUGGUAGAAAGACUUAUUUAGAUAGAUGGCAAAUCGUGAAUACGGGUGGUGUCAGAAAAAGUUUCCCAAAAUGGACGGACAUCAGGGAACAGUUUUUGGAAUAGCACUGCUUCCUACAUUUUGUCCACAAAAUGGAGAGUAAACGAUUUACACAAAAA